Molecule: messenger RNA, 2434 nt
Organism: Lingula anatina
Lineage: Eukaryota; Metazoa; Brachiopoda; Lingulata; Lingulida; Lingulidae
Product: recQ-mediated genome instability protein 1
Biological process (GO): resolution of meiotic recombination intermediates; double-strand break repair via homologous recombination
Cellular component (GO): nuclear body; RecQ family helicase-topoisomerase III complex
Molecular function (GO): nucleotide binding
Source: RefSeq, a predicted model, not a curated record
CCUUUGUAGCUGAACUGACAUUGUUAUGACGCUGUUGUCUCGAAGUGCAACUGGUGCCAAAGCCUUCUUAGAGCAGUCAGUUCAUAUAUCUGCCCCUGAUGACUGGCUGCAAGCAUGUGUAGACUGGAUCCAUGAAGAACACCAACAGCAGGGUUCUCUGUCCCAGAGUCAGGUCAAUGACCUGGUCUAUGAGCAGUGGUUGGUCAGUGACCUCAGAGACAUAGAGGCCACAUGUCUGCCUAAUAAUGUGAUCUCAACACAGAAGACACAGCUGAAUGGCUUCUACUGCUUACAGGUUGACUCUGUGCUGAAUGUGGGAAGCUCUUUUUACUCCCAGCUGCAGAGAGUGACCGGGACAGAGAAUGCCAAUGCUGCAGUGGACACUGACGACCAGCCAAGAAAUUUUUGGGAGCCUAAGCCCAGCCGUAUGCUGAUGUUAAGUUUAACAGAUGGCAGCCAGGAUGUGAGAGGGAUGGAGUACAAACCUAUUCCACAGCUAUCAGAGCACCUGCGUCCUGGCACCAAACUCCUGGUCUCUGGUCCUGUCACCUGCCGCUUGGGGGUGCUCAUGCUGAGUGCCAGCAACGUGAAGGUGUUAGGGGGAGAGGUGGAUACCUUGGUGGAACAGAACGCACAGCAUCAGCUGCUGGCCAGGGUGCUAAAUGUGGACAUCAGUAAAAUCCGCCCCACGGAACACAGCAUGUACAAAGACCCCAGUAGGAUACCAGGGUGUUCUCUCACACAGCCAGGGAGGGGGUCUUCUGGUGGCCCUGGGGGUGGUAGCUGGGGGCCCCAGGGUGGGGCUGUAGUCACUCCUUCCACCACCACACAGCCUCCAGCCCCUGUACAGCAGCAGCAGCCACCCCCCAGGACCAUAGGUGCCUCAAGUGACCAAAACAACACAUCAACUAUGGGUCAAACUGGACAGCGUCCAUCAGGCCAGACCAGCGGUGUGCCAGCGUCUCAGUUUGAGGACCAGGAUGAAGAUGACUUCCUGGACCACAUGGAUGUUGAGCAGCUGGACGCCUUUGAGCAGUGGGAUGAGGAUGAGGAAGAUAUGCUGGCCAGGAUGCCAAUGGACACUGAGCCCAGGCUACAGGAUGAUGGCAAUGGCAGUGGUCCUAGCACACUGCAGUAUGCCUCACAUGUUACAAGAGAGGAACCUGGACUGAACUCUGCUGUGGUUAAUAGAAAUACAAGGUCAGGGCUGCAGGACAGUGGCUUUGGUCCAUCAUUAGGUCGGUCCACUAUUGUAAAUACAAGGUCAGGGCUGCAGGACAGUGGCUUUGGUCCAUCAUUAGGACAGUCCACUAGUGUAAAUACAAGGUCAGGGCUGCAGGACAGUGGCUUUGGUCCAUCAUUAGGACAGUCCACUAGUGUAAAUACGAGGUCAGGGCUGCAGGACAGUGGCUUUGGUCCAUCAUUAGGACAGUCAACUAGUGUAAAUGGUCAGACCCAUAAACCUAUAAAAUCACCUGAAAUAUCAACAAAACACGUAAUUGAAAGAGGAGCUAGUAGUUCUGUUUCUGAUGCAUACGUGGGUGAGAGAUACCUUCAGAAACCCAGGGACUUGAACCAGCUGACCCACACAGCAGUCAGUGGUCAAUCGAACAGCAACAAAGAUGACCAAAGGUCAACAAUUGUAAACACUGAAGACUUUGUUGAUCUUACUGAUGAUUUUGAUGAUGAUGAUGAUUUUGAAGAAGCAGCCUCAGUUUCAUUCUCUGAAGUGCCGUCUGGAUUAGUUUAUGAAAAAGAAGCAAAGAGGAGGAAAUUGGAGCCGAGUUCAGGUGAGGUAAAGCUGGACACCCCACCAUAUACCUACCUGUCCAAAGUGCAGGCUCAGGGACAUCAUAUAGGCCCCAUGAAAGUGAAAGUGAAAGCUUUCAUUUCCACCCUACUGGGCAAGCUUGACCACAAUGCAGGAACAGGCUGGACAUUACGUGCCAAGAUAAACGAUGGAACGGCAGCAACAGAUGUGGAUCUUGGAGACCAGUUGUUGACAAACUUGAUUGGAUUUCCUGCCUCAGAAGUUCAGGCAUUGAAAGCCAACAAGAAAGACAAGGUGGUCAGGGAGAGAAUAUCACAGGGUAUCAAGAACUGUCAGCUAGCAUUGAUUGAGAUGUCAGGACUGAUGGAGUUGGAGAUCUCACAGGAACUGCCACGCCCUAAAGUUGUCCACUACCACCUAAUGACAGAGCAGGAUCUUUACCAUUUGAAGGCCAGAACCAAAAUGCAAUCAUUAUAGUGCCAAACUUGGGGGGAAUGGGUUUAAAAGGAAAGUGUUGGUACGCAUCAGUAGACUGGUGUUCUGGAGGAUUGUUGAAACAGGUGAAAGCUAGGACCAUUAAAAACUUCAAUAUGUAUGUCAGGAAAUAUCAGAAAUGUACCGUUAUUGUCACAGGUUAUCAUGCCAAUAUGUUGGAAUAAAUUU